Molecule: messenger RNA, 1987 nt
Organism: Pungitius pungitius (ninespine stickleback)
Lineage: Eukaryota; Metazoa; Chordata; Actinopteri; Perciformes; Gasterosteidae
Product: ciliated left-right organizer metallopeptidase
Exons: 13
Coding region: 1-1674 (557 amino acids)
Biological process (GO): proteolysis; cell adhesion
Cellular component (GO): cytoplasm; membrane
Molecular function (GO): metalloendopeptidase activity
Source: RefSeq, a predicted model, not a curated record
AUGGCUCCCCCCCCACGCCGCAGGCCGCGGGUGGCGACGUUGGCGGUAGUGGCGGCGCUUGUGGCGGCGCUCCCCGGGGCCCUUCAGAAGUGCGUCUUUGACGAGGUCCAGGCCCGGGCCAGGGUGGUCCGCGCCGCGCCCGUCCCACCCCCCGCCGCCAGCCACCCCCCCCAAACCGACGGGCGCCCGAGAGCGGCCUCCCCGCAGCCAAUCAGGAUCCGGACGUGGACGCCGGCCGAGAGCGACGGCCUGUCGGGGGCCGAGGGAGAGCGGCUGCAGGCGGCGGUGGACGAGGCCGUGAGGACGGUGUCCUCUUUACUGUCAGUGAACAGAGGGCCGGGUCCGUUGCUGCUCAGCAGAGACGUCAAUAAAUACUGCAAGUUUCUGUGGAAGAAUUCAAGUACCGCCAACUACAACAGGUGUGGUCGAGCCAACAAAAACUACCGAGCUGAGACCUGCCUGGACGUGACGAUCCCGGACGACCACCUGGCCGGAUGUGACGUUUACCCGCACGCCGACUCCCCCCGGAGGACCCGGCUGCGUCCCGACGGCGCCGGACUCCCCCGCAGCGACUUCCUGCUGUACCUCCACGUCCGGGCCACCGACAAGUGCCGAGCGGAGCCCGGCGUGCUGGCCUACGCCGCGCACUGUCGGACGGACCCGUCCGGGCGGCCCUUAGCCGCGGUGGUGGUCAUCUGCAGGGACAAGCUGACGGGGGCCACGCACGGCCGGCGGGCCACUGCACAGACCGUGAUCCACGAGCUGUUUCACGCGCUCGGUUUCUCCAAAGAGCUCUUCCACACCUGGAGGGACUGUUCCUCCACUUUUCAAGGUGGCGCUCGCUGCUCCCCUCGAGGCCGGGUGACUCACUCCGACGGGUGGGGCCAGAUGAGGGUGUACACCCCGUCCGUCAUCUCGGCCCUGCAGAGCCACCUGGCGUCCACUCACCCCGAGCUCGGCGGCCCGCUAGAGAACCUGGACGUCCCUCCGGGCAGAGUGUCCUCUCACUGGGAGUCCCGGGUCCUGCAGGGCUCCAUCAUGGCGCCGGUGCUGGGGGACCCGACCACGGUCCGGAUCGACCCGGUCACCUUGGCCGCGUUGCAGGACACCGGCUGGUACGCGGUCGACCUGAGCCGGGCCCAGAGUCUGGUCUGGGGAGAAGGUGAAGGAACCACGUUUGGGUCGCUUUCAGCCUGCAACAAGUCAUCGGCCUUUUUCUGCACCGGCAGUGGGUUUGGGUGUCAUUAUCUUCACCUCCACAAGGGGGAGUGCCAGACUGAUCCGCACCUGGAGGGUUGCCGCCUGUAUAAACCCCUUAAGAAUGGAAGUGAAUGCUGGAAAGAGGAAAACGGCGAAGAAGAGCCUUGGAGCGGGGAGCUCUUUGGUUUUCACAGCCGAUGCUUCUUCUCCAACCUGACCAGACAGAACCGGAGUGGCGGCUCUGUGGCGGGCCGCUGUUAUAGACACAUGUGUACCGGACCGAACCGAUACCGGAUCCAGGUGUCAGGCUCUGAUUGGGUGGACUGUCCAGCAGGGGGCGCCAUUCAGAUAAAAGGGUACCGGGGCUCGGUCCACUGCCCUGACCGGAGGAUCUGUCUGUACGCCGACGUCACUCCCCCUGCGGACGCCGUGGGCACAACUCCGACUCCAACCACGAGGCAAGUACCGCUCUAAACAAGCCCCCCCCCCCCCCCCCCCCUGAUCUUCAUUCCAACGUGCAACUCGCACUUACUUAUGCGCGGUUGCUUUUCGCCCAGUGGGACUUUGACCUCGGCCCGCAACCGGACCCGGCCGCCCCUCGGGGCCCCCGUGGGGCCGACCGCCGCCUCUGCGCUGGGCGCCAUUGCUGCGGUGUGUGUCCUGGCUGCAGCCGCGGCGUCUCACAGGAAGCGUUGCCUCUGCAGGGGCCGGAACCGGGUCCGGGUCCACUCUGAGGGUCACACCCACCCGCAGCCGGCACCGCCCUCUUAAAACCCCGCUGCACAUG